Messenger RNA from Gavialis gangeticus (Gharial), 1871 nucleotides. RefSeq names its product biogenesis of lysosomal organelles complex 1 subunit 5 (gene BLOC1S5). The transcript is spliced from 5 exons. The record is from RefSeq and is a predicted model, not a curated record. Gene Ontology annotation, cellular component: BLOC-1 complex; transport vesicle. NCBI's taxonomy places the organism in Eukaryota, Metazoa, Chordata, Crocodylia, Gavialidae. The coding region runs from base 6 to 566 and encodes 186 amino acids.
GGAGGAUGAGCGGGGCCGGUGCGGUGGAGGCGGCGAGGGGGGAGUCUCCACUGCCGGGCGGAAAGAAGCGGGAGCCGCUGGUGGCGGCGGGGCUCGCCCAGCCCAUUCUCAAGGAUGUUGGUGAAAUUCAUUCCCGACUGCUGGAUCACAGACCGGUGAUCCAAGGAGAAAUACGUUAUUUUGUUAAAGAAUUUGAAGAAAAACGUGGCCUCCGUGAACUGAGAGUUCUUGAAAGCCUCAAGAACAUGAUCUAUGAGACAAAUAACCAAAUUCUUCCGAAAUGUGAGCAGGUGAUGCAUGACGGUCUGAAUGAAGCUUUCAAGAGAUUGCAAGCAGCCAGCCAAAGGAUCCACAAACUCCAGGAGAGGGAGCAGGAAGAAAGAGAGGUUCAGACUGACAAGCUAAUGGCUGGUGAAAAGCAGCGCACGGCACUCUGGGAAGCAUUUCUGGAAGAACAGCAAAACAAACAAGCGGAAGUGAAUGAAGAGCACAGAAAAGCAAUGGAACGCCUUAAAGAGCAAUAUGUUGACAUGGAGAAGGACUUGGCUAAAUAUGUUUCUUUCUGAGAACUUUCCUUUUUCAAUAAUACCUUUUUUUGUUCCAAUACACUCGUGUUUCAGACUGUUCAAUAUUGAGGCUUUUUCAGAAAGCCUAUUCAAAAUGGCAAAAACCCCACAAUUCUCCUGUAUAACAAGUUUGGUUUGGGAAGUUUUACAUACCUCUAACUUUAAGUGCCUCUACAAGCUUUGUUUUUUCAGGAUGACUAGAGUGCCAGUAUUUCUUAGUUUGUGGGGCAGGUGGAACCACUAUAUCAGUUCAAGAAGUUGCAAACUGGAAUUCUUUGGCUUAUGAAGACAAAGUUGUCUUGUGGGGGAAGAAAGCCCAAUAGAGUCUUUACUCUGUCAGUCCAGAGCCAGAGCUCCAUCCCAAAAGAGCUAGGUACCAGUCAUAAAAGGCAGAGAAUGAACAAGCACAUAAAUUCCACUCACUAGCUUGAAAAAAAACAGCUGGUAUUGCAGAAUAGAGUGAGUGCAUUUUGAAAGUUCAGUGGUGAAAGACCAAAAUGUAUUAAGCUCGGCUGCAGUUAUGGUUGUAUUUUUUGGAUAUGUAUGUUGUAUGUUUUAUAAAGUAGUGGUUAAGCAUAAACUGCUCACUCAAUAGCAAACACACCUUAAGAGAUCUUGGGCUACAGUGACUCCUCUGUAUGACUGACUCACAACUCUUUAGCUUUUCAAUUCUGAGCAGCCAAAGAAGACAAAGGGUGACUUUCAAAAGUGCAUCAGUCCUUCCAUUUGUAUUUUAUUCAGUAAAAUGUUUAAGUAUUGGUCAUUCUGGUGGCACUCUCAGUAUUGUCUGCUUUGUUCAAACCUACUACCUAUAACCUGUUGUAAAAAACCUUACAACAGUUGGGGAGAGAUCUCAAUCUCUGUUUUUGUCAGUAGUGAAAGUGGUAUUAAAGGUGAAACAUUUACAGUAUUACUUUGUGUUCUUAUUAACGCGUAGUAUGGGACUUGUGCAGCUCCUGUCAUUACUGUUCCUUUUACCUUAUUUGAAAUUGACAUUGAAUAGCAAUAUCAUUUAAAGAACGUAAAGCUUAAUUAUCCUUUUGUAAACCAUGUAAGAUGAAAUGCAAUAACAUUGAUGAAACUUGAUGCAAACUAACUUGAGGUACAGGAAAUUUUCUCAAAUAUUUUAACUACUAUGCAAUAUAAAAUAGAAACUGGUAAAAAAAAAACAGUCUUUGCUCAUUAUCUGUGUUGCAAAUGCAAUAUGCUGACAAUGGUUGCUUGUGUACGUUCAUGGCUUGGUGUCAAACGUCCGUUUCUGGCAGCAUGUUGAUAAUGUGAUUAAAGUUAGCAGAGGAGAUGGAA